AUGCAACGUUGCUAUACGUUCGCCCUUGCUAUUGUGAUUUUCGCAAACGCUCAAUUCAACAUUCCUAUUCCAUUUGGCAACAUUGGCUUGAAAAAAGGAGACGAUGGUAAUUUGGAAAUCACAUCAAAUGAAGGUUUUGACUUAUUCGGCUACGGUGGAAUGCGCAAAACGAAGUUAGUGACAGGAAAUGGAACGUUCUAUAUUGAAAAAGAGGAUGCAGCACUGGUGAAUGGUAAACCGUUUGGUGGAUCGGGUGCCUUUAGUUUUGACAAGGAGAAGGGUAUCGAUAUUGGACAAAACGUCACACUUGGCAAUCAGACAGCUGUGGUUAGUUUGUUCAUUUACUUUCGACCAUGA
Haemonchus placei is the source of this 357-nucleotide messenger RNA. Lineage: Eukaryota; Metazoa; Nematoda; Chromadorea; Rhabditida; Trichostrongylidae. The record is from the annotation of a GenBank genome assembly.